This is a messenger RNA of Bemisia tabaci, 2759 nucleotides long. RefSeq lists its product as uncharacterized. Lineage: Eukaryota; Metazoa; Arthropoda; Insecta; Hemiptera; Aleyrodidae. The record is from RefSeq and is a predicted model, not a curated record.
GUUAGGAUUUAAAAGUUUGUGUUUUAUCGCCUGCCCCCCAACAGCCAGACCAUUUCACGAGGCUUUUCUUUUAAUUUCUAAUAUUUCCCCAGUAUUUCUUCCAUCAACUUGUGAUCGCGUUUAAAUCGAGCGUAAUCUCGUGUUAUUGUUUUAUAUUAUCCUUUGGUACGCCGGCAAACGUCUACCUUCCAUGCCAUUAGAAUACUGGAGUGUUGAUUGUCUUGAAUCAUCUUAAUAAGCUUCCUAAACUUGACGGAACAAGAUGGUGCGAACGAAGAAAGUCUCGAAAGGUUCGAGAGCCUCAACUCGAUCAUCAACCAGAAAAAGAUCUAUGGUAUCUAGAGCCUCUACUUUGUCAUCAGGGAAUAUAACAUGUGACAGUGAUGGAUUUGCAGUUCCAGGCCCUGCGGUAAAAACUCUAGAAUCUAUGAGGAAAGAUAUAAAAGAGCAGUUUAUUCAGCAUCUGAAUGAGCUUACCAUGGCACACAAAUUGCAAAAAAAUAACGUCAUGAGAACGAUUGCACGAUUUAAAAUCAAAUUUGCUGCUGAUCUUCAAAAACCCAUUUGUCAAUUGUUAGCAAACUAUCAGCCUCCUGCCCCUGCAUCUGCAACAAAAAUCCCCACCUCAGCUCAAAAGAUUGUGUCAGUUAAUUCUAGUGUUAUGCAAGAUAGAACAAAUAUGCCACUCUUGUCAAAAUCGAUCAAAGCAAAAACUGUGAAGCAGACUGAUAAAGAUGUCUUUAAACAACCAGCCGGCAAAACCAGGAAUAGCUUAAGAAUUCAGCAGCAAACAUCUACCAGUAAAUUUGUGACACCAUUAAAUGCCAGACCAACGCCCAACAUGCCUCCAGUAACCCCAAAAGUAAAUAUAGACACUCCCUUAUCAAUAAUUCGUCGCCCACGAGCAGGAGAGUUCGCAAUGUCCAUCACAGGCUCACCGCUCAUGGUCUCUGCUAUCCCUCGCGAAGAAAUUCCGUCAGUCUGUGUUCCAUUACCAGAUGGAAACAUUCUUUCAAUCCUGCCAAAUCAAGGACUCUUAGCAGAAGAUUUGCCGUUCUUAGAUGAAGGUUUAAGAGCUCAACUGGAAACUCUGCAAUCAAAUUUGAAAGUUAUCAUCGGUGACCGUUGAUUUAUUUCUUUAGCUGUAAAAUUUAUUUUUAUACUUGAUUGUAAAUAAUUACCAUGGGCUCCCAAAGAUGAUUCACAACCUGCUUUUUGCCCGCUAUGCUGAAAAAUUGCCAGGAAAAGAACCUGCUCCGUGCUUAAUGUCCUGCUCCGUUUUUAGGUCCCAUUAAAUCAGACAAUUGGUGUGUCUUAUCUAAAAGAGCCUAUGGUCAUAUUUGUAUCAAAGAAUUCUUUAUUUGUAGUCAAUACUUGUAAAUAGCAAAUUUUAAAAAUCAAUGGACCACAGCCAGACUUGCUGUCAAUAAUAUGAUAGUUGAAAUGAAGGCCGUAUUUUUUUAAGAAAAGAAAAGAAAAAAAAAGUGGUUCCACAGAUGAACAAGACUGUUGUCCUUCUACACAUUUCAAGGUAUGGUUAUUUAAAUGAUGUUAUUUUUUAAUAUUCAAUUCGCCCUUAUUUUAAAAUGAACUAGUCCUUACACAUUUGUUGAUUUCAUGGAAGAAUGACGGAAAAUAUUCAUCAUCUAUUAUGAAAUUUUCAUCUCUGAACUGCAAAGCAUACCUAUUAAAUCUAAUUUCUUAAAAUUCAAAGUAUAUAUGGGAAGAGAUCACCUGUGAGCCAGUACUUUUCCCCUGUCCUCUUCGUGUCUUUUCCUUCUUCUUUUAGAUUUCUCCUAAUUUUUUUUUCUCCCCCUUCGCAAUGUGCCACUGGACAAGUGAGAAUUUAAGCACUAUGAUGUUUGCUUUCUCAUCUAAAUUUGAUGUAGAGCAUGAUCUGUGCUACGAGAAUUAUGGGAACUAACCCAGAACCAAGAUAUUAACGUUUUUCAAAUUUCCCCAUCAUGUAAAAAAAAAAACAUGAUCUGCUCGUGUCAAAUAGCUCACUGAGUGACAGUCCUAGCAGUUUGAAAAUAUGGCAAUCUCAAUAUUGGUGCUGCGACUCAGAUAUUGCAUGCUGUUCACCAAUUGAGCACUCAGGGUGAGGAAGGAACACUACUUACCGAGGAGCCUGCCAAAACCCUCAUGUUGUGCGAUUUGACUCAAGUAGGCUCUGGUUUUUCACAUGAGCUGGAAAUUCAAAUAAUUUGUAACCAACAUCAAAUAAAAACAUUAAUAUCUUGGUUGGGAGUUAAUUGGCACAAUUCUCUUUGUGCAAAUUGUUCCAUGAGUGAAAUUUUGAAGAGGAAACGAAUGUCAAAAUGUUUGAGUGUGUAUCUCGUCUAUUGGUCCAUAUGGAACAAUUAUACCUAAUGAAAUGAAUAAGAGACUGGUUUCUAACUGCGGUUAAUGGCUCAAUAAUUUAUGGAAAUUACUCUUGCAACUCAUUUCUUAUUUUUUUAAUAAAUUCCAUUUUAUUUUCGAAGAGAGGAUACUCCCCCAUAGCUUUAUAUUCCCCCUUCUCCUCCUCCCAGUGCUGUUUUUAUCUACUUUUAACGCCUAUCUCCAUAAUUUUCUCUCUUCUUUUUACAAGUAACAAUUAUAACUAGGUAUCACUGUAAAGCCUCUGCAUAUCAUGUUCUGAAGGGCCAGUUAUGAACUGAAAUAAAUGUUUUUAUAAUUCCUAGAAUUUUAUUUUAAAUUUUAAGUUUAUGUAGAUUCAUAAUAAAAAGAAAAAAUUAAAUUGUCAGCAAAAAAAA